Messenger RNA from Rhincodon typus (whale shark), 5570 nucleotides. Its product is annotated as adhesion G protein-coupled receptor E1-like. Gene Ontology annotation, molecular function: calcium ion binding; G protein-coupled receptor activity. The record is from RefSeq and is a predicted model, not a curated record. The transcript is spliced from 19 exons. Lineage: Eukaryota; Metazoa; Chordata; Chondrichthyes; Orectolobiformes; Rhincodontidae. Gene Ontology annotation, cellular component: membrane. Gene Ontology annotation, biological process: cell surface receptor signaling pathway; adenylate cyclase-activating G protein-coupled receptor signaling pathway. The coding region runs from base 1640 to 3940 and encodes 766 amino acids.
AGAGAUUACCAAAGGCAGCAGAUAUAUGUUUUUGACCCUUGAUUUCUGGCCCUCAAUCUGAGUCCAUCGGAAAGAUCUGCCUUCUAAAGGAGAGGCAUGAACUUCCAACGCUAGCUAUUCCGGAGCCUGGAUUAACCACAUGUUAUAUUACAAUGGGGAAGGGAUUGCAGAGUGUCGAUGGAGACAAAUGUCAGCAGGCAGUACUACUCUUGCUCUUCAGGAUCAUGAAUUAUUUGCCAGUCCAAUGUGUAAAAGGGAUUCGAUUAUCAUCCAGUUGGAUUUGAAUCAGUAAACGUAUAACUGUACUCAGAGGAAGACCAAAAAGAGGAAGGAAAAAUUGUGCAAUCCAAAAUGAAAUGUGCUUCUUCCUGUGUGUCAGGGAGUACUUGUGCUCUGUCAAAAGGCACUGGCAGAUGUGAGACCACCAGCAACAGUUUGUGUUUAUCACGUGCAUUGCGAAGAGUGAAAUAUUCCAAGGAACUCCACAGAAAACAGUAUUGAAUACAAACUGAUAUCGAACCAUGAACUGAACAGGGAAUAUGGCCAUAAACACGGUCAGGUAGGACCAAUGUGAGCAAGGGUGGCAGAUACAUGGGAAUACUGCCACCUGCAAGUUCCCCACCAAACCACUCGCCACCCUGACUUGGAAAUAUAUCGCCGUUCCUUCAGUGUCGUUAGGUCAAAAUCCUGGAAUUCUCUCUUUAACAGCAUUGUGGGUCUACCUACACCAUAUAGAGUGCAGUGGUUCAAGAAGGCAGCUCAUCACCACCUUCUCAAGGGGCAACUACGGGCAGGAAAUAAAUGCUGGACCCAGACAGCGAUGCCUACAUCCCUGAAAUGAAGUUUGAAAAUUAUUUGCUGGGAGCCAAGGAACCGGAACCACCCCCCCACCCGCUGCAGUCAUUAGCCAUGUCCUCAGCUCUGUGACUCCAAAAGUGUUCCCAUUGAAUAGGGCAGUUGUGGUGCAUUUCAACUCGUGAUCACGUCUGUGCAGUAAAAUCAUUCCUUAGCGAAGCUGCAUGUCCUCUAAGAGCCAACAGCAGCCCUUUAAGAACUGUUGACAGGCAGAAAAUUGUGAUAUACAUCCCACAGCGUCACUGACUUAGACCCCUUAAGGUAGGAGCUCACAUCACUGCACGAAGAGUGUGGAGAGGGGUCUCGCUUCAGGCCCCUACCAUCCUGGGCGUGUCUGCGUAUAGUGCUGGUGCCACAAACCAUCUGUUUGACGAGACAGACGACUGCUAGAGGUUAAACGAUCUAUCACAAAGAACAAACAACAGGAUGUUUGCACCACCUUUUGAUGCUGUCACAUCGCAGCGUUGAUUGUACAUUGAAGCUACUUGUUGGAUUUGGGGGAGACGGGAUCAGGACCACUCCAUUGUUUUUGCAGAGGUGGUUCAACAGUGGGAGAUAUUCCCAGCAUCUGUUGGCCUGGUUAUAAUUGUUUGCAGGCUUCAUCUUCAAACCAACGGUUACAGGUGAAACAAAGCACUCUGCAGAGGGAAUAUUUAGGGGUAUAGUGAAAGACCCCUUGCAAAGCCAAAUUAAUGUAAAAAAUUUAGAUGAGGAAAUGGAUUGCUUUCGACAUAACUCAGUACUUGCAACUGUGUUAUAAGAAAAUUAACACAAUUCUUUGCUAAUGGCAACACGUCUCAGUUACCCAACGAGCCUCCCUGGCAAGGGAAAGGGAGUCAGAAAGAUGAAAAACUGUCAGUGUUUGACAUUUCUCAUGAUUUAUCUCUGCAGCGUCAGCAGUGAGAAAUGUUCCACGGGUACAACAUGCACCGAUGAGGAUAAAUGUCAGACAAAACCAUGUGGGUCCAAUGCUAUCUGUCACAACACUCCCAGCAGCUUCUACUGCACCUGUGAGAAUGGAUACUACUCAACUGGAGACAGAAAGUUCCGGAAUGCAGCAGCGGCCUCUUGUUUAGAUUAUGAUGAGUGUCGCAACAUUCAAACAGUAUGCGGUAGCAAUGCAAUGUGUCACAAUACAGCUGGUGGAUUCUACUGCCUGUGCGACAAAGGAUUUUCCCGAGUAUCUGGCCAGACCAAGUUUACAGGUUAUGGAGCUGGGUGUGAAGAUAUCAAUGAGUGCCUCCAAGAUCCCUGCCAACCUGACAUUGUCUGCCAGAAUUUAAACGGAAGCUACAUUUGUAUUCCUCAGCCAGGAUUUAUGUCACAAAACGUUAACAAAGUCACUCAGAGUCCGUUUUUGCAAUGUCUAGCUGUUCUCCUGAAAGACCAAUCCAUUAUCGAUAAGUGUUACUCCCAGCAUCAAGCAGGAUCACAGACUACAGUUGAUCAACUUUGCUCUCUCAUCAAGCCGACGCUCACGUUUGCAGAAAGUAUGUGCCAAGACGAGAUCCCCAGAUCAGCACACAGCCCUAUCACAUUAAGAAACGUCAUGAGCUUUGGAAACAAAUUCAUCAAUGACAGUUCCAUGCUGGAGAAAGUGGACAAUGAAAAUCAACUACAGUCAACCUCAGUGUUCUUGAAUGCCAUGGAAAGUUUCACCCUAAAUGCAGCUUUGGCCUUACCUGGCCAAAAGGCCAAGAACAUAGCAACGCCAUAUUUAGAUCUUGAUGUUCGCGUCAUCCAAACGAAGGAUCAUUCAAAUAUACCUGACAAAAUAACCCUCCACGCGAAUGAAAACAUAAUGGAUGCUUAUUCACGGACGGUGACCCAGGGAGGAGCUGGAGGGUCUAUCGCCAUUGCUUUCAUCUCAUACGACCAACUGAACUUCCUCCAGAGCGGGGAUUUCAUCGAGAACGAAAGGUCAAGGCCUUACCAGUUGAUCUCGGGAGUGGUGUCGGCCACAUUCGGAAACCACAGAUCUCACAAACUCAGCAUGGGAGUCAACAUCACUCUGAAACACAAAAAGAGAGCUGAAGGACGGCCAGCAUGCGUUUACUGGAACCACAUGAAGGGCAGAGGUCACUGGUCACCUGAGGGGUGUGUCGUGAUCACUUCGAACGAGACCCACACAGCUUGUGGCUGCCACCAUUUGUCCAGCUUCGCUGUUCUCAUGGCGGCUGUUGAGGAGGAUAAUCACUUCAGUUGGAACCUCAGUGUCAUAACACAGGUUGGAAUCAGCCUGUCACUGAUCUGCCUGGGCUUCACUAUCGUCACCUUUCGGUUCUGCACCCAAGUUACCAACCACAACAACACCAUCCACAUCAACCUGUGCAUCACCAUGUUUCUGGCUGAGCUACUCUUCCUGGUGGGCAUUCACAGAACUGACAACAAGGUUGUGUGCACCAUCGUCGCGGCAUGUUUGCACUACUUUUUCCUGGCUGCCUUUGCUUGGAUGUGUGUGGAAGGAAUUCACCUUCACCUCAUGGUCAGGAACCUCCAGAAAAUCAGCAACUCCUGCGCCCGCAACGUGCUGCCGUGGUUCAUGUACCCCUUUGGAUAUGGAAUGCCGGCCAUAAUCAUCGUCGUUUCCGCAGUAGUGUAUCCCACUGGUUAUGGGACACACCACUAUUGCUGGCUGACAACUGAGCGUGGAUUCAUCUGGACUUUCAUUGGCCCAGUCUACGUGAUAGUUCUGUUUAAUACGAUGCUGUUUGCUGUGACCUUGUGGAUACUGAAGGUACAACUCACUCGCCUGAAUGCAGAAGUCACAAAAAUUAAAGACAUGAGAAUUCUAACACUUAAAGCCUUUGCACAAGUGUUUGUCCUGGGUUGCACCUGGAUUCUUGGCCUGUUCCACUUUCAGGCUUCCAAAUUGGUGACGGCCUAUUUAUUCACCAUCGUCAACAGUCUACAAGGAGUCUUUAUCUUCAUCGUCCUCUGCUUAUUAAACCGACAGGUGAUAGAUGGAUACCGGACCUGGCUCAACAAGCUGUGCAUGAUCAGGAAGAAACCUGCCUUCACGGAUUCUGGGUCUGCAAGUGUGCCGAUGACCAUGUCAAUGUUAUCUCAACAAGACAGGCUUUAAGGCAUUUGGCAUCAAGAAUACAUUCUUCAGGAACUUCCAGAUUGAAACCCAGUAUCAUUGUCACAGCUGCAAAAUCAAUGAAGAAGGAAAAACAUUUCGGUUGCCUCAAUGGAUAGAUGAAGAUGCAGCAUUGCAUAGGUGGUCUGGAAAAUGAAGACAACUCCAGGACUAAUAGCUGACUUCAUUGUUUGUACAGUAGACAUGUCCAGGAAAAAAAACAGCCUUGCUUCAUGCCCACUGGUACAGAGAGUCAUGGAGACCAGGGCACUGCCACCUGGAUGACCACAUGCUUCAGAUUGGCUUGGCUGGCACUAAGUCUUGCCUUCCUUUGGGUGUUGAGUUGGGACCUCCCUUCUGCAUAUAUCAACCUGUAGAAAGUGGACCCUGUCCGAUGGUGGAGCCUGCUCUCAGCAGCAACACCUCGCCUAUCUCCAUUCCUUCACCCUCACCCUCUGCGAAUAUAUUCUCUUCAGACAAUUAUACUGUUUGUUUUUUCACUGUGAAGUCUCCCAUUGAGCCUGCCUCCAUUACAAUCUCAGGCAAUGCAUUCCAGACCUAAUACUCAUGCUCCGGUUCUCAAACCUUCAGAAAGCAGAAAUGUUUUCUCCCCUUACUGGUGGGAUAUAAACCGAGGCCUCACUGGGCCCUGUACCGUGGAUGUGGAAGCUUCCCAGCCGUUAUUUUGCAAGGAAUUGUGAAGUUCUCCUCUGGCCAAUAUUUCUUCCACCAGUUAGUGAAAAGAAAGCGGUUGGUUUGGACAUGAUCUCGUUGCUGUUUGUAGGAGUCACUGUGUGCUUUUCAGGGGUGGGGGGGUCAGUGUAUGCUCCUUUACAACAUUGACUUCACUGCAAAGGUGGUUCAUUGGCUGUAAAGCACUUGUGGGAUCACAACAGGUGCUGUAUAAAUGCAAGGACUUUGUUUCACCUUGAUUGAUAAAGGUUGGCAAGCCUAUUCUCUACUUAGAUUAAAUAAGGUGCUUGCCUUGUUUAGAGUCGCAGUGUCAUACAGCAUGGAAACAGACUCUUUGGUCCAACCAGUUCACACUAACCAUGCUCCCAUAAUAAACCAGCCUGUGUUUGGCCCAUAUCUCUCCAAAUCUUUCCUAUUCAUAUACUCAUCCAAAUAUCUUUUAAAUGUUAUAACUGUACCUGCAUCCAACACUUGCUCUGGCAGCUCACUGCACACACAAACCACUAUCUGUAUAAAAAAGUUGUCCCUUGUGUCCUUUUUAAACCUUUCUUUAAAAAUAUGCCCACUAGGUUUGAACUUCCCCACCCUAGGGAAAAGACUCUCGUCAUUCACCUUACCGAAACCCCUCAUGAUUUUAUAAACUUCUAUAAGAUCACCCCUCAACCUCCUUCACUGCAGUGGAAAAAGUCCGAGCCUUUCCAGUGUAUUUUUAUAUGUCAAACCUUCCAUUCCUUUCCAUUGUUAUUUUUAAAAAAGUCUCUACUGUAGGAUAACUCUUUCAAGAAUAAUCUGUAGCCCUCAGUAUGUCAGGGCUUAGAGAACAGAGCAAGCUCCAAGUAUUUGACCAAAGCUUUGCAGGUUAUUGACGCCAGGUUUAUCUUUUAUGUAAGCCAUUGAUUUGAACUGUGCAUUAUUCCUGUAAAUAAAAAACGUAACAGUU